AUGGAUGAUUUCAUUUAUUCAGUUUCUUCUCCUGAAGAAGCGCACCAACUGUAUGGCCAAUUAGUAAAUAUGUAUGCGCUCAGAUGUUAUAAGUUAACAAUAUGGGUGUCAAAUUCUUCCAGCUUUUUAGAAAUAAUACCAGAAGAUUCUUCCUUUAACAAAAAAUUAGAUUUUAAUUCAUCAGAUUCGGAAACUAAAUUAAUAGACUCUAGUGAAAAGUGGUAUGGUGCUGUAAUAUUUAUACGCAUUGGUCCGUUGAGCUUACCCGCUAAAAAAGUAUUAUUAUUCUGUUCUCGCUAUCGCAUUGCUCCGCUUAAGAAAAUAACUCUUGCUCGUUUAGAACUCUGUGACACUCAUUUACUCUCGCAGCAUGUUCGCUCAGUUAACGCUUACUUUGAAUUGAGAUGUCAUAUAAAUCACACUUUUGCUUUCACUGACUCAACAAUCGCUUUAGCGUAG
Messenger RNA from Parnassius mnemosyne (clouded apollo), 459 nucleotides. NCBI's taxonomy places the organism in Eukaryota, Metazoa, Arthropoda, Insecta, Lepidoptera, Papilionidae. The record is from the annotation of a GenBank genome assembly.